CGUUAACACCAUUACCGGCAAAUUUAUCACCAUUAUGCGUUUCUUUGCUCUGCUCGCUUUUUGUCUGUUUGCUUUAUUGGCUCUGACCGGAGCCCAAUCUGAUGAAGAUGACUUCUGUCCUUGCCCCAGGAAUUAUGAGCCAGUAUGUGGCUCGGAUUCGCGCACCUAUGGCAAUGCCUGUGAAUUGAAGUGUGCGGCCAAACGGGCCUCCCGUCAAGGACGCAGCAUAUCCCUAGCCAGGAGCGGAAGUUGUUGAUCAAAUUUCAUAUUUCAAUCCAUUUAACAAAUAAAUAAAAAAGCUUUCAUUGUGAAUUUGAAA
Messenger RNA from Drosophila willistoni, 319 nucleotides. RefSeq names its product leech-derived tryptase inhibitor C. The transcript has a single exon. The record is from RefSeq and is a predicted model, not a curated record. Gene Ontology annotation, molecular function: protein binding. Bases 35 to 256 code for a protein of 73 amino acids. NCBI's taxonomy places the organism in Eukaryota, Metazoa, Arthropoda, Insecta, Diptera, Drosophilidae.